AUGGCCUUCCGUGCACCAGCUCAGGCUCCCCGCCGUAGAACCUCGUACUCGGCCCCGCAAAGACCUCCCUCGAUUGAAAUACCUGAAUCCUCCACCGAGCAGCGCGAAGAAGAUACCGCACAAUGGGUCCUGUUCUCUCCGGCCGCCCCAACCCACACGACCUCCACAGACCGCACCGCAGGAGCCUCACGACUGAGCGACUUUGGUUCAUUUGGCAUCGCGACCCGCUCCGCUGCUGGCCCAGGGGACGAACUGGAAGACGAGGAAGCCCUAGAUGACCAGUUCGAUGAAGAUGGUACCGAGUUGGAUAGCCUGGAUGAUGGUCUCCAUGCUUUCCGCGCCCCAUCAUUCUCCCCUGUAUCCCCUGCCAGGGCGGACCAAGGGCCACCGGCGAUGCUGCCAGCACAUGAUGGAUUAGGUAGCUUUCAAGCUUCCAGCCAGCAGGUUCAAGACCAGCUCUGGCAGCAUGAGCAAUACAACCCCCAACGGCGUCCGUAUGGCUACUCCCAACAUCGCCGUCAUUCAAGUGUCCAACGACACUUGGACACGGUCGAUGAGGGUGAGACGAACGUCGAAAAGGACCGAUGGCAGCGAAUCGAGCAAUGGAGGAUGGACCAAAGCCGGGCGUUGAUGCAGGAAAUCGAACGCGAGACCCAGAGGAGAAGAUCCAGUCGUGGAAGCCAGUCAAACGUUCCCCGCUCUAUAGAUUAUAUUUCCCCGGUUAAUAUCGCAGAUUCUUCUCUGGAGGAGGAAGCUGCGCCGGAAGGCGAGUUGGAGAUUGACGAGUCGUUCUGGCAACGCAUCACGCGGAAAGUCAUUCGCGAUCUGAUCGGUAUCGACGAGAACUUGCUGUCCAUUAUCUUUGGCGAGUCUCUGCCGCUGGACGCAGAACCUCACGAGGAGAACUCCGAAGAUCUAAACAUGGAGACUGUGCUGGCGCGGGAACCAGAGCCGGAACAAGGAGAGUCGCCUCUGUGGCAGUCUCGCGUCCUUCAACGAAUCGCCCACGAAUUGGGUAUUCUGGUCCAUCAGCUCUGCGAGCACCCAGGUGCAUUCUCUACCUAUUACCAGAUGACCAAGGACGUCUCGAGCGAGUAUGCAGGCAUGCCGCUCAAUCGGCUGGCAGAGAGCAAUAUCCUGCAGAAAUCCGAGUCUACCGCUCAAACCUCCGCAAAUACAACAGCAGACUCCAUGCCAUCCCCGCACUUCAUGCCUACACUUCGUGACACGAAUCGUGAACAUGAAGCACAGUGGGGCAUUGAAGAAGACGACUUACCCGGCCCCGACCCAGUCUCCGAGUCUACUCGCGCCCAACAAGAACAAGAAUACUGGGAACACGGCCUAGAUGUCAUGAUGGUCUUCCGCUACCUGCGCACGCGCUUCAGUCGCCGUGGGUACAUGUCCAACGACAAACUCACUUCAAACCCUUCGCCACGCCAUACUCAAGACCCCUCCCGUCGAGCCGCUAUCAUCCGUCAACACCACCCCCUCGUCGCCCGCGCACACUCCCGCUCUCAAACACAGUCUCGCCGCGCGUCACACAUAUCCGGUCCUGUCGGCGUCUCGUCACCUCUUGUUCGGCCCUAUCUCCGCCGCCCCGGCUCCAGCUGCGCGAGCCAGAGCAAGCUAUCAGCUGUCUCGAGCCAUCGUACGCUGACGGGAUCUAGUAGGAACUACUGGGAUAUUGGUGGCAGUGUGGAGAGCAAUAGUGCCAUUGGUGUCGGUGUCGGAGCUGGCCUCGGCGUUUGGGGUGAAGUUUGA
Molecule: messenger RNA, 1761 nt
Organism: Penicillium atrosanguineum
Lineage: Eukaryota; Fungi; Ascomycota; Eurotiomycetes; Eurotiales; Aspergillaceae
Exons: 1
Coding region: 1-1761 (586 amino acids)
Source: RefSeq, a predicted model, not a curated record